CAGCCCCGGGGCCCGCAGCGGAGCGCGGCAGAGCGGGGCCGGGCCCCGGCACCACAUAAAGAGGCCGCGGCGGGGCCGGGGAGCAGAGCGCGGAGCAGAGCCCGGAGCAGCGCUGCCGCAGCCGGGAGCGGGGCCAUGGAGCAGUACUUCUCAGCCACGCAGAAGAUGGAGCAGGAGGUGAUGUUCCCCAGCCUGCUCCGAGGGGUCUUCCCGCAGCAGCAGGACGGGGCGGCUCCGGAUGCCAAUGGCCACACGGACCUCUACGAGCGCUACCAGCUCCUCAAGGCCAUCAAGCCCAUGGUGGAGAAGGGCCUGGCCUCCGGGAGCGACCGGAGCCCGGCCAGCGCCAGCCCCGACGCGUCCUGGGACGACGCCGGCAGCGGGGAGGAGCGGCUGGAGCAGCGGCUGUGCCACCACCUGGCCGGGCUGCAGCAGGUCCUCACCCACCUCACCAGGGACACCAAUGCCCUCACGCGGAGGUACAGCCAGAUCCUGGAGCAGAUCAGCCCCAGCGAGGGGCAGCCCAGCUGGUGACCCUGCCCCGGCCACCAGGACGGGUGCUGGUGGCAUGAAGGAGAGGACGUCCCCACCGUGCCCAUCCCGGCUCUUCCCCAGCCCCGCUCGUGGCAGCGGAUCUCCUGGCUGCGGCCACCCCAGAGCCAGACGGUGCCUCAUCCUCAUGGGAAGAAGCCUCUGGAGGUGCUGCAGGUCCAUGAGGAGCCGCAGGCUCGUGCCCUGCUCUUCAUUUUCAAAGAGCAGCACGAAGCGGCGAUGUCAAGCGGUGGCCCCGAGCCCCGACGGUGCCUGCGGCUGCCGAGCCCUUUUCCAGCUGGUUCCUGGACUCCAGGGGGGCUUUUCCCUGUCUUUGAUAAUAAAAUGAGCCCUCAGAAGC
Messenger RNA from Strigops habroptila (Kakapo), 892 nucleotides. RefSeq names its product thyroid hormone-inducible hepatic protein-like. NCBI's taxonomy places the organism in Eukaryota, Metazoa, Chordata, Aves, Psittaciformes, Psittacidae. Gene Ontology annotation, cellular component: cytosol. Gene Ontology annotation, biological process: regulation of lipid biosynthetic process. The record is from RefSeq and is a predicted model, not a curated record. Bases 136 to 534 code for a protein of 132 amino acids. The transcript is spliced from 2 exons.